Molecule: messenger RNA, 462 nt
Organism: Onychostruthus taczanowskii (white-rumped snowfinch)
Lineage: Eukaryota; Metazoa; Chordata; Aves; Passeriformes; Passeridae
Gene: SNTN
Product: sentan, cilia apical structure protein
Exons: 4
Coding region: 1-444 (147 amino acids)
Molecular function (GO): calcium ion binding; transition metal ion binding
Source: RefSeq, a predicted model, not a curated record
AUGUGUGGCUGCAGAGCGAGUGUUCCCAGUACGAAGCAGUACUCGGUCAGGCAGGCAGCUCCUGCUUCCACCAAAAAAGGCCCUCCAGCUGCUGCAGGCAUGCCCAAGGGUGUACCCAUAGCCAAGCAGCUGGCAUCAAUAAAAGCUCUAAGAAAAGGCUCAGACCUUGAAAAGGCUUUUGCUACAGCAGCUUUGGUGUAUAACAACUAUGCUGACCCUGAGAGCAAGCUCAGUAAAUCUGAAACCAAGAGCUUACUGCAAUCCCAGUUUUGGCAUUUCAUGCAGGGCCAAGAAAACAAACCAAAAUACCAGGAAAUCAUUUCUUCCUUGGAUGAGGAGUCAGAGAACAAAAUUAAUUUUGAAGACUUCAUGAUCUUGUUAGUCAGUCUCACUCUAAUGUCUGACCUGCUGCAGGAGAUCAACAAUGUGAAAACCACAAAAUGAUAUGUGAUUGUAAGGAAG